Messenger RNA from Tarenaya hassleriana, 2098 nucleotides. RefSeq lists its product as uncharacterized. The transcript has 2 exons. NCBI's taxonomy places the organism in Eukaryota, Viridiplantae, Streptophyta, Magnoliopsida, Brassicales, Cleomaceae. The record is from RefSeq and is a predicted model, not a curated record. Bases 1 to 1707 code for a protein of 568 amino acids.
AUGAGAGUGAUAACGCACUCGUUGUGUUUCUGCAAGGGAGUGGGCAAGAGCGAGAAGAUGAAAGCUUCCAUUUUCUCCGGCAAGGCUCCGGCGAUGGCGAGAAUCACCGUCGCCGGAGCUAAUGGGUUUUCCAAAGGAACCGGAUUCCUCAUCCACCGGAAUCUCCUCCUCACUACUCACCUCAACCUCCCCUCCGUCUCCGCCGCGGAGUCGGCCGAGAUCCGCCUCCAAAACGGCGUCGCUGCUGCUGUAUUCCCUCACAGGUUUUUCAUCACCAGUUCCAUUCUCGAUCUCACCAUUGUUGGUUUGGACCCUGUUGAUGGCGGCCACUCGGUUUCCCAGAACCAGCAGCCGCAUUACUUGAAGACAUGUCCUAAGCCGAAUCUGGAACUGGGAAAUGUGGUUUACCUCUUGGGCUAUACUUCACAGAAUGAACUGAAGAUUGGUGAGGGAAAGUUGGUAGUAGCCACAGAUAAUCUCGUUAAACUGUCCACCGAUGAAAUGAUCUGGAGUCCUGGGUCAGCUGGAUUCGAUGGCCAAGGGAAUCUCGCUUUCAUGAUCUGUGACCCGAGAAAACUGGCCACAUCACCAAACUCGAAUUCAUCAUCAUCAUUAUCAUCGUCUUCCUCUAGGAAGAAAGAUAAUAAGACCUUGAUGCAGUUUGGUAUCCCGAUACCAGUGAUCGGUGACUGGCUGAAUCAGCACUGGGAAGGCAGUCUUGAUGAACAUACGAAACCCAGGUUGCCGCUCCUCAGGUUGAUGUCAUCGGGUCAGAAGAGCGACCACUCUUGCCCUUCCUUUACCAGGCGUCGUGUUUUCAAACCGACUGAUGCUGAUGAUGACAAUGCUGGAACACCGCCUUCAUCCAAGACGAGGGAUCAGUCUACUGGUCCGGGCUCUUCUGUUACAGCUGCCAACACUAACGAGGAAGAGAAAGAGAAAACCUCAAAACCCAAUCCACUAGCCAAGGGGCACGAGCCCGGUAUCCCGACCCCAGAAAUAUACGAAUCACCGAAGAUGAUAUCGUGCCCUCUCAGACAGAAAGAGACGGGUCCGAUACAGCAUUUGGACAUCAACUUCCCUCCACGGAUCGCUAAAGUUACAAACUUUCCUUCUCAGCCAGGAAUAUGCCCUCAGCUUAACUCUUCAGAACAGAACAGGGCUUUCAAUGAGCAACUUCCUUCGAAGAAUCUGGCAGAGGAAGAUCGAAACGAAGAUAGAGAGGCUGAGAUCACAUCCGAGGACUCAGAUGAUCAGGUUGCUUCAACGGGUUCAGUAAACGGUGUCCAGAGCGAGGUCAUCUCAAGUUCAUCACCAGUAGAAGCUUCUGAAGCAUAUUACAAUAAUGGGUAUGGCAGUGAAGAGGAGACCAUGUAUUCUGCAGAAACAGCCGAGAGCCGCAACUACCCGACCCCUCCGAGACAGGACAAGUUUCAUCAGCCUGUCCAAAGAAGCCAAAGCUGUGUGAGCUACAACAGAUGGGAGACUCCUUGGAAGAGCUCGAGUCCUCGAAGAGUUAUGAUGGAGAAACAAGGAAGCUUUGUCCAUGGGAAGAAAGUGUAUUCACAAGCUGCAACUUCACAGAGGAGUAAUGACUACUACAGUCCAACCGUCUCAUCGAUCAUGAAGAAACGUAACAGUUCAGAGCCGCAGAUGCACAAACCUCUGGUUAGGGCUGUUAACUCUUCACCAAGAUGGAUGUUCUGAUCCAAUCUAAUACGAAACCGACACAAACGAGGAAGAAACAGCAACACCAUAAAAGAAGAAAAGACAUGUUUGCUUAGGUUAGAUGCCUUGAAACUCUUGUGCAAUAUUAUCACAAGUUUUGUGCAGACAGAUAGAAGUAAACACGGCAACAGAUAGGGAACACAGAGUCUGAACAGGGGCAUUUCGAGAUAGGAUCCGGAAUUGUAGUUCCCAGUUCCAAAAGCUACAUCACAAAACAUUCUUUUUUUUUACUUACAGACCAUAGAAAUUGUUGGUUAUAAGCUCAUGUCCGUGUUACAGGCAAGUUUCUAAGUGCAUAAGACCCAUUUCUGUAUUACAUGGUUAAAGACAGAGUGAAGGAUGUUCUUGAAGAGAUUUUACUUAUAACGUA